Molecule: messenger RNA, 3225 nt
Organism: Drosophila santomea
Lineage: Eukaryota; Metazoa; Arthropoda; Insecta; Diptera; Drosophilidae
Gene: Son
Product: protein Son
Exons: 2
Coding region: 148-2832 (894 amino acids)
Biological process (GO): regulation of cell cycle; regulation of mRNA splicing, via spliceosome
Molecular function (GO): RNA binding
Source: RefSeq, a predicted model, not a curated record
AGUGUCAUCACUAUUAUUGAAACUAUUCUGUCCAGGCAAGGUGUGCGAAAAACGUUUAAUCGCUAACAGCGACCAAUUUGCUGAUCUGUGGCGGUAUUCCAGCAGCAUGAAUGGACACUAGGACGAUCCGCACCCAGCGAGAGUGCAAUGACGGAGAAUACAGAGAAAGGGGCGACCGUGGAAACGCCGCAAGUGGCGGGGUCUCAGCCAAAUCCUCCGGAUCAGGAGCCACUUGCCCUGGCCGAGGUACCGCCAGUUAAGGUAAAGAGCGAACGACCGGACGCAGAGGUGGAGGCCAAACUCCGGGCCCUGAAUGCCAAGAUCAAGGCGGAGAUGGUGACUUUGCAGCGGAGGAGCAACAGCAAAGAACUGGGAAACAGGGACGAAUCGGGGGACAGCGAGAGCUCCGCCUCAGCGGACGACAAGAAGGACAUUGAGCCGGUGAAGUCCUCAAACGAGAUCCUCGCCGAGCUGUUCGGCGUAUUCAACGCCGCUCCUCCAGAGGAACUGCUAGACGACAAUCUGUUCAAGAAAAAGAAAAAGGUCAAAAAAGAAAAGAAGGAAAAGAAGGCGAAGAAAAAGAAGACGGCCAAAUCGGAUGGCGAAUGUAGCGAUUCGGAGGCGGAAGGCAAGCACAAGCAUAAACGUAAGAAGCACAAACACAAAGACGGCAGGGUCAAAGACAAGGAAAAGGAUCGGGACCGGGACAAAUCCAAGGAGAAGGACCGGGACAAAUCUAAGGAAAAGGAUCGGGACCGCGUCACGGAGAAAUCAAAGGAGAAGGAACGGGAUAGGGCCAAAUCCAAAGAUAAGUUUACGGCAGCACAAGCUCCCUUUGAAAAGGAGAAAGAAAAGUCUGAGGGCAGGAAGCGCAGCGCUGUGGAGCCUGCCAGUCAUCCCGAAAAGCGGGAACGACAUGAGAGGGACAAGCAGCGCGAUUGGGAACGAGAAAGGGAACGGGAAAAGGAGCGUGAAAAGGAACGGGAGAAGGAGCGUGAAAAGGAACGGGAAAAGGAGCGUGAAAAGGAGCGCGUCCGCUCCCACAACAGCUUUUACAACGGUCACCGUGAAGCGGAUCGCUCGAGAGGAUCUGAAGCUGCAAGUACGAAGGCACGGCAGGAACCAGAUCUCUCCGAUAUCUCGCUUUCCGAUGAGGAGUCGUUCCUUCGGGAAAAGGCUUCCAACGGCCGCAGACGACCGCACAACAGCUUUUAUGACGGAAAGGAGGAGUCCUCGGUUUCACCCAGGCGGAACGUGCGCGAAUCCAACUCCAGGAGGAAUCGAAAGUCAAGAUCUCGGUCUCGUGAGCUCGGAAUCGACAAAAAGCGUUUGCUCGAGAUUGCGCGACGGAAUGCCAUUAACAUGUUUAAACGGGGAACAAUGCCCGGCGUGGCUAACAUGACGGCGGAGGUCAAGGACAAGGUGCUGGUCAAGAUGCGCUACGGAGGACGCACUGUUCAAGACCUGACCGACUUCUGCAAGAAAAUCUCCAACGGCGACGGACUGUCGGAUCUGAGUUCUGAAGACGAGUCCGAUGUGGACAAGAAUGGUAAUGCGAAGGCCUUUCAUCAUCCCUUUCAGCUGAAGGAGCGCGAGCCAAUUGUGAUGCAUAUACGAAAUUCAACGGCACUGGUUCCAGCACCAACUCGGAUCGACGAGCAAACAAAGGCCAUAACCAUGCAGUUCCCGGUUUCUUCGGGACAGACCCAUCGCAAUAAUGAGGUGUGGGUGCCGGUGGAGCGUAAGGACUCGCUAGUGCCGUUGCCCUGCCUUCCGCCAGCCAAACAGGCUACCAAUAUGUUCAAGGAAACGCCGAAGAACGUAUUCGCGAAGUCGAUACCCUCGCAAGAGCAGCAGGAACCCGCCUUUAAGUCACUGGGGGGAGCAUCCCUAGUCCCACCCUUAGCUGUCACUCAAUCGCCCACUCUUCCUCAACCAGUCCCGCCACCCGCACCAAAGGAGUCCGCCCCUGUGGUUGCUCCCUUCGUUCCCGAGGUGCCUAUACCGUCUACAACGGCCGUAACACCUGCGCAAAGUGCUUCCAUUUUUCCGGAUGUGACGCCGCCCUCCAUGGACGUAUCCAGCAUAAUCACCCAGCGUCUUAGUGCCAUACGUCGCCUGCAGGACAAUCCUGCCGACUCUGAGGCUUUGAAAAUGAUGUACAAUGCGCAACGCAACAUGUCGUCUUGGGCCAACUCAAAGCACCUGCCUGGUCAGUUUACGGGGAGCACGGGCGCCCAGGUGAUGAAGGCCCAUGAGCUGAACAGCGGUCCGCAGCUGUGGGUGCGCAAAGACCAAAUGACCUCCACCAAACCGGUGACCGGUGGCAUGGGAAUGGCGCUGCUGCAGAAGAUGGGCUGGAAACCGGGCGAGGGACUGGGCAGAUGUAAAACUGGAUCAUUGCAACCACUUUUGCUGGAUGUCAAGUUGGACAAACGCGGCCUGGUGUCGCGCGACGACUUAAAGCCCCCCCAAAUGCGUGCGUCAGCUGCCCAGCGAAGAAAUAAGAACAUGGCGGUACCAGUUGGAGCAGGACCCGGUCCACCGGGGCAGGGAGUGGGACCUGGACCGGCGGCGCCAUCGCCACUGGUCACCCAGGAUAAGCAUCCCGUGUGUGUGCUCAACGAACUGACCUCGAAGAACAAGUGGACGCCGCCGCAGUAUAAGCUCCGUCAGGAUAUCGGACCCGCUCACAACCGCUCCUUCCUUUUUUCGGUCGAGAUUAACGGACAGACUUAUACACCGGAUCGCGGAUGCAACAACAAGAAGGAGGCGAAACUCAACGCAGCCACCUUAUGCUUGCGAGCCUUAGGCAUCCUUCCGCCCAGCUAGUGAUCACACUUUGAAUAGGCUAAUUUCUAGAUAGUGAAUAUAAAAGAAACCCCAAACUGUACAUAAAAGUAGGCCUAAGUUAAAGUUGUAAAGUCUUGUUCGUCUGCUUUGGUGGAGAGACAAAUAUAUUUAUAACAUCUGAUCCUAGACUCUGUCAAGCCCAGUCUUAAUGCUAUCUGUUAAUUUGACUAGAAUUACUAAAAUUUGAUUCCCCCCCUUUAUGAAUAUUUUUUUUAAUUUUACAAACUAUUUACUUGAAUGCUGUUCCUGAUUUAAGUUGGAUAUUACCUGUAUAUUUUUAGUUCUUUAAAGAAAUGCAAGUUUCGUAUUUUAGUGGCAUUGUUGAAGUGGUUUUCUUCCUUCAAUAAAUUGAACAUUUUAGUUGACACAUUA